Molecule: messenger RNA, 1443 nt
Organism: Colletotrichum higginsianum IMI 349063
Lineage: Eukaryota; Fungi; Ascomycota; Sordariomycetes; Glomerellales; Glomerellaceae
Product: COP9 signalosome complex subunit 2
Exons: 3
Coding region: 1-1443 (480 amino acids)
Biological process (GO): protein deneddylation
Cellular component (GO): COP9 signalosome
Source: RefSeq, a predicted model, not a curated record
AUGUCUGACGAUGAGGACUUCAUGCAGGAGUCGGACGAAGAACAGUACGACUUUGAGUACGAGGAAGACGACGACGAGGAUUCCGGAGACGUCGGCAUCGAAAACAAAUACUACAAUGCGAAGCAGUUGAAACUCACCGACCCCGAGGAUGCCAUUGCCGAAUUCCUGGGCAUACCACCGUUAGAAGAGGAGAAGGGCGAGUGGGGCUUCAAAGGUCUAAAGCAAGCCAUCAAGCUUGAGUUCAAGCUAGGACAGUACGAAAAGUCGGCCGUGACGAGAAACUACUCGGAAAAGUCGAUCAACAACAUGCUGGAUUACAUUGAGAAGGGGUCGGAUGGACCCAAGGCAGUGGCUUGUGUGGAGAAGUUCUAUUCGCUCACGCUUGAGAGCUUCCAGAGCACCAACAACGAGAGGCUGUGGCUCAAAACCAACAUCAAGCUUUCCAAGCUCCUGCUCGACCGGAAGGACUAUAACACCGUCACCAGGAAACUCCGGGACCUCCAUAGGGCUUGUCAGAAGGAAGACGGCAGCGACGAUCCCAGCAAGGGCACGUAUUCUAUGGAGAUAUACGCCCUCGAGAUCCAGAUGCACGCCGAGACCAAGAACAACAAGCAGCUCAAGCGCCUCUACCAGCGCGCCCUGAAGGUCAGGUCGGCGGUUCCCCACCCCAAGAUCAUGGGCAUUAUUCGUGAGUGCGGUGGCAAGAUGCACAUGAGCGAAGAGAACUGGGCCGAGGCACAGACAGACUUCUUCGAAUCCUUCCGCAACUAUGACGAGGCCGGCUCGCUCCAGCGCAUUCAGGUGCUUAAGUACCUGCUUCUCACGACCAUGCUGGUCAAGUCCACCAUCAACCCCUUCGACUCGCAGGAGACGAAGCCAUACAAGCAGGAUCCACGAAUCACUGCGAUGACGGACCUGGUGGACGCCUACCAGCGCGACGAUGUCCACGCAUACGAAAACGUCCUGCAAAAGAACCAAGACAUCCUCGCCGACCCGUUCAUUGCCGAGAACAUUGACGAGGUGACGCGCAACAUGCGCACCAAGGGCGUCGUCAAGCUCAUUGCGCCCUAUACACGGAUGAAGCUGGUUUGGAUCGCGAAGCAGCUGAAGAUCUCGGAACCCGAGGUCCAGGACAUCCUUGGCUUCCUGAUCGUCGACGGCAAGAUUGACGGCAAGAUUGACCAGCAGGCCGGCACGCUCGAGAUCCAGUCGGACGCGGACAGCGGCCGCACCAAGGCGCUGUACGAGCUUACACAGUCUGUCUCGAAUCUCUACACGACUGUGUUCAAGGAGAGCGAUGGCUUUCGGUCGACUGAUUUCCCUACAGACGAGCAGACCAUGGACAUGGUGGGCGGUGGCAUGACGCCCAGAAGCGGCGGCCCACGGGGGCAUCCGCGGGGACCCGGACGAAAGGGCAAAGGCGUGAUGCCGUUGUGGACAUGA